CCUCCAUGUGUUUGAUAGUUCUAUAUAUACCAAAUUUCAUUAUUUUCUUUCCAUACAUUCACGGCAAUACCCUUCCUCCAAUCUUCCAUAAUCACUUUUUCAUCUUCCUCACAAUUCAAUCUCCAAAUCCAUUUUGUAUUCUGCCCACACAGUUCUAUCUCUACUGUGCCAUUUUUCUUUCGUUUGUUAAUCGAUUCAUUAACACAUUGCCAUUGAAUGGAAAAGAAGGAUCUGGAUUUCAUACUAGUCCCUGCUGGUCUACUUUUGAUGUUGGUCUAUCAUUUCUGGCUCUUCUACCGAGUCAUCAAACACCCCACCAAAACAGUAAUUGGUGUUAAUGCAAUCAAUCGCCGUAUCUGGGUCCAGGCCAUGAUGGAGGAUGUAUCGAAGAAUGGGGUUCUAGCGGUGCAAUCAUUGAGAAACAACAUAAUGGCAUCGACCCUUUUGGCUUCCACAGCUAUAAUGUUGAGUUCCCUGAUUGCAGUGUUGAUGAGCGGUGGACAUGAGAAGAAAACGGUGGUAUCUGAGGUUUUUGGGGACAGGAGUGACCUUGGUUUGUCCAUAAAGUUUUUUUCCAUAUUGGUAUGUUUCUUGUUGGCAUUUCUGCUGAAUGUUCAGUCCAUAAGGUACUAUAGCCAUGCAAGUAUCCUUAUCAACGUGCCCUUCAAGAAAGUGACUCCAAAUGUGAGGCACCAAAUGCUGACAGCUGAGUAUGUUGCGACCACUGUGAACAGAGGCAGCUACUUCUGGUCACUUGGCUUGCGUGCCUUCUACUUUUCAUUCCCUCUGUUCAUGUGGCUCUUUGGACCAAUUCCAGUCUUCUGCACUUCCUUUGCUCUUGUUUUCAUGCUCUACUUCUUGGAUGUUACAUUUGAUUGUGGAUGUGCUGGGGUUCCUGACACUGACAUUGCUCAAGUUUUUCAAUUGAACAAACACCAUGUUGAUGUUGAUGUUGAAAUUGGAAGGGAUAAUUAGGUUGAUUUUUCUGUUUGUGCUUCAUUCUGUAACUUUGUUAGCUUGUGUAGGGUACUAAGAUAUGUGUAACAAUGCAACUUCUGCAAAAUACUGAAGAUUCAAGUUCAACUCAACAUGUAAACUUGAUCCGAAAACUCUUAUAAAUGGUUAUAAUUCAAUAGUGUUGG
Vigna radiata var. radiata (mung bean) is the source of this 1142-nucleotide messenger RNA. RefSeq lists its product as uncharacterized. Bases 217 to 975 code for a protein of 252 amino acids. NCBI's taxonomy places the organism in Eukaryota, Viridiplantae, Streptophyta, Magnoliopsida, Fabales, Fabaceae. The transcript has 2 exons. The record is from RefSeq and is a predicted model, not a curated record.